Messenger RNA from Anopheles cruzii, 627 nucleotides. RefSeq lists its product as uncharacterized. NCBI's taxonomy places the organism in Eukaryota, Metazoa, Arthropoda, Insecta, Diptera, Culicidae. The coding region runs from base 1 to 627 and encodes 208 amino acids. The record is from RefSeq and is a predicted model, not a curated record. The transcript has 3 exons.
AUGGCCCCCCAGCGAAAUGGUGUUCUGAUUGCGGUUCUAGCGGUGGUUGCCUUCGGGGCGCUGGUCGGUGCCGAGACCUCGAAGGAGGAGACCAGCGUGAUGCAGCUCAUCGACGAGAUCGACGGUGAACAGCGGUUCCCGCUGUUCGGUGGGUUGACCGUCGAACGAUCGAACGACUACGACGGCGGGCGCACCUUCGCCGGCCGCUCGAACGAAGACCUGGCCGACCGGGCAGUGCGCUAUUUGAGCUCCCACACGCUGAAGUUCCAGGUGCCAUCGGAUGAAAACACAGUCGAAGAAGCUCGUAGCAGCCGCCUGAAGAAGAUGCUGUUGCCGCUGCUGCUGGCGCUGAAGUUUAAAAUGGCCGUUGUGCUGCCCGUUCUGCUCGCCAUCGUGAAGUUCAUUUCGCUCAAGGGACUCAUCGCCGGUCUGCUGGCGCUGAAGUUUUCCAUCUUUACCGUCCUGAAGGAUCUGUUUGAGAAGAAGAAAGAGCGCGUGACCACCGCCUACAUCACCAGCGCUCAGCCUGUGAACGCGGAGAUCGUCCACCAGGACUGGAACCGCAACGGCCAGGCUGCGGCCCACGAGCUGGCCUACGGUGCCUACCCGUACUCGACGCUCGCUUAA